This is a messenger RNA of Caenorhabditis briggsae, 1419 nucleotides long. The record is from RefSeq and is a predicted model, not a curated record. The transcript has 7 exons. Bases 1 to 1419 code for a protein of 472 amino acids. NCBI's taxonomy places the organism in Eukaryota, Metazoa, Nematoda, Chromadorea, Rhabditida, Rhabditidae.
AUGAUCGGAACCAAGACUUUCAGCUCCGAAGAGGAGCAGUUGCUCUCUCUAUUGGACGAAAACCCGGGCCAAUAUCCGCUCGUUUCCAGUCAGGAUCCAGUGAUUUUCCACAACGCCUCGUACGAGCGCGAAUUAUUUAUGGAGUACAACUAUGACUUUGGUGGUGAGUCCCCGAGCUCAUCGCUUCAGCACGAGGAUGAGGAGCCCGUCUUCUUGACCGAGCCUAAAGUCGAGCCAACCUGGCAUCUCUCUCCAUCAGAAUCCGAGGACCAGAUUACGUCUCCACCAGCUUACAUGCACCAUUCGAAGCCAAUGAAAAUGCCCACCACCAAGCGUGCUCCAACUUCAAGCUUUAAUCCAUACUGCAGCGGACCUCUUAUUAAGGAGCCGAGUAAUACCAGAUCUCGCGGAAACAGUGUUCACAUGUAUAGAAGCGAAAGUCCAAACUCCAAGCGUGGACGUCCAUCGAAGGCCACCAGCAACAGCAAGAUGGCAAACUAUGCCCGCAACUACCGUGAGCAGAAGAAGAACGAAUUGUCAAUGAUGCAACUGCGCAACGCAGAACUCGAGGCCGAGCUGAGACUCGCUCGAGAUGAGAAUUCUAGGAUGAAGUCGGCUCUCACCAAUGCCCGAGAAGAGAUUGCUCAACUCAAGAAGGUUAUCGAUCAGGAUUCCCAAAUCGCCCGAGUUGUCGCCACAAUGGGACAGUCAUCCUCGUCACAGUUGGGAUUCGGAGCACGUGCAGGAGUCUGCGUCCAUGUCGGAUCACUUGGAACCACAGUUGAAGUGUGCAAGCAGUGCGCGGACAAUAACCAACAGCGCAUGGACACCAAACUUGUCGAAGAUCUCAAUUCAACGGAGCUUUUCAAUGGCGACUUCUCCGUUUUCGACUCAUUCCUCGGCGGAACCUAUCGCCUAUUCCAACGCCUGGGACUCACUAUCCACAGUGAUGAGGCGGAAAUGGAUCGUACUAAGAAGCCAUGUCAGCAGAAAUGUUCGAUAUUGUGGUGGAGUACACGGAGAAAGCCCCUUCCAGGCACUGCUCUCCAACCCCUUCAACAUCCUCCUCUUAUGCCUCCUCCUCCGCCUCAAGCAGCGGUGCAACAACCCCAACGAACUCUUCGGGACACAAUCCUCGUGUUCGUCGCUUCUCAAAAAAUUGACAAGCAACACCAACAACAGAUCGCCGAGAGUAAAGCUCGUCUCGAAAAAUAUACACGAGCGAGAGAAGAGUUGCACGCAGGGAAGAGCCAAACGGCUAUUAUGUGCGAAGGCCUAACAACAGAAGCAAGAUCGCUGCGCGAAUCAUAUGAAAGACAACGGCCCACUGUUUACCGUGCCAUAUUUACUGCAUUUUUGGAGCAAGAUGAGGAGGAGGAGGCGUACGAAGAUGGAUUCAUCGGGACUUAUUAUUAUUGA